Molecule: messenger RNA, 2535 nt
Organism: Eruca vesicaria subsp. sativa (arugula)
Lineage: Eukaryota; Viridiplantae; Streptophyta; Magnoliopsida; Brassicales; Brassicaceae
Source: the annotation of a GenBank genome assembly
AUGAGACCUCGUAUCCGAGAUGCCUCUGACAAACCCCGCCCUACCCGACCCUCCUUCCUCGACGGUGAACCAAAGUUUCACCGCAAACACCCUCCGCCCCUCCGCACAAUGCUCGGCCGAUGGCGGAAAUGGACGGUCCUGGUGGCGGCGAUCUGGAUCCAGGCGUCGACGGGAACCAACUUCGAUUUCUCAGCCUACUCUUCUCAUCUCAAAUCAGUACUCGGAAUCUCUCAGGUGAGGCUGAAUUACCUCGCGGUGGCUUCUGAUUUGGGGAAAGCGUUCGGGUGGUCCUCGGGGAUCGCUUUAGGUUAUUGCCCUCUCUCCGUCGUUCUUUACGCCGCCGCGGCUAUGGGGUUUGUUGGUUAUGGUGUUCAGUGGUUAGUCAUCACCAACGUCAUCACUCUUCCUUAUUCUCUGGUGUUUCUGUGCUGCUUGUUGGCUGGAUUGAGUAUAUGUUGGUUCAACACUGCUUGUUUCAUCCUCUGUAUCCGUCAUUUCCCCACCAAUCGUGCACUCGCUUUGUCUUUAACGGUCAGCUUCAAUGGAAUCAGUGCAGCCUUAUACUCGCUCGCUUUCAAUGCUAUUAACCCGACUUCCUCAAAUAUGUACCUUCUGCUCAACUCUCUGCUUCCUCUUGGUGUCUCCUUAGCUGCACUUUACCCUCUUCUUAUUAAACCAUCUCUAGACCCUGCACCAGACCGUAGCGAAUCACGCCGACAUGACUCCCAUGUGUUUGCCAUAAUGAAUGCCGUAGCUGUCGUGACGAGUUUCCACCUUCUGUUAUCUAGUUCCAGUACUAAUGUGACUGCAUCAGCUCGUUUUCAUUUGGCCGGAGCUAUCUUCUUACUCGUCUUCCCCCUCUGUGCUCCUCUCCUCGUUUAUGCUCGGGAUUACUAUUUUCCUGACAUUAACCAUCGUUUACACAAUGACACCUCUACCUCUGGCUAUGUUAUGCUUAACAUAGAUGAGCUCAAGAUUCAGAAAGCAUCUGUUACGGGUCAGAAUGCCAAGGAAGGGAACAACAUAGUGAGGCUCGGUGAUGAACACUCGUUUCAAUUGCUCAUAACUAGAUUUGAGUUUUGGUUAUACUACAUUGCCUACUUCUGUGGUGGCACGAUUGGUCUUGUUUAUAGCAAUAAUUUGGGUCAGAUUGCUCAGACUUUGGGGAAAAGCUCUACAACUCUUGUCACCAUCUACUCUUCAUUCUCCUUCUUUGGUCGGUUGCUAUCUGCCGCACCAGAUUUUAUGCACAAGAGAUUUCAUUUGACAAGAACCGGCUGGUUUACGUUCGCGCUCUUGCCAACUCCCAUCGCUUUCUUUUUACUAGCGAUAUCAUCCUUACAUCAAACAACAUUGCAGACCGCAACCGCCUUAAUCGGUCUGAGCUCCGGUUUCAUAUUUGCAGCUGCAGUGUCCAUAACAUCUGAGCUCUUUGGACCAAAUAGCGUAGGUGUUAACCACAACAUUCUCAUUACAAACAUACCAAUCGGCUCGCUCUUAUAUGGUUUCAUCGCUGCAUCCAUCUAUGAAGCCAACGCAAACCUGGAGAUAAGAACGGUCGUGUCAGACUCGGUCGUUUGCAUUGGAAGAGAUUGCUACCACAAAACGUUCGCGUUUUGGGGUUGCUUGUCUCUUCUUGGCCUCGCUUCAAGCCUUUUGUUGUACUUGAGGACCAAACCGGUUUAUCACCGGCUUGAACAAGAACGGGUUUCGGUGACGACAUCAAUGGGGGAUUUUGGGUAUCUAUCGGAUACAGACGAAUCAGCAGUAGAAGAGCUGAUAUCGCAAGCGAAGGAGCUUUCGGCUUUGGAGCAAAUAGCAGCCAUCAACUGUUCUGGCUUCACUGACUCUUCUACUCUUCCCGAUGAUCUCGAAUCUCGUUUCCGCCGCCUCAAAUCUCUUCCUGCCGCUCGACCCGACCCGGUUUCGUCUAAGAUUAGUAAGAAGGAUCUCACGCACUCCAAGAGCGUGGCGUUUUACCAAAAGGAUGGAGAUUUCUCAGGAAACCCAGGUAAACAAUCAUCCGGCUUUGAUGAGGAUUCGAGUACUUUCUCGGGAAACAAGCGAGAUCUAGUUCUUGAGAAAAGCUCCCGAGAUGGAAGUGGAGAUUUCUCUGAUUCCAGUAAACGAACCCAGAAGCUGCUUCCAAAACAGAAAGGAUCAUUUGAUUUAGCCACACCACCGUCGUCGUCCGAUUCAGAACCAGAAAAGAAAUCUAAGUCAAAGUCUUCAAGCUCCUCAUGGAUUAAGAAGUUAUCUCCAGCAAAGAUCAUCGGAUACAUAUGGUCUUCUCCGAACAAGUCAUCAUCCACCAAGAAGAAGAACAUCAAAAGCAUCAAAUCAUUUACUGCAUCUGGUCGCGAGAGAGACGUUGAUUUCGACGAGUUUUUGUCUGAUUUAAAUGCAUACUCAGUGGAGGAUCAACGGAAGAUGCUGAAAAAAGCACUCAAAGAACAGCAGAAGAUGCGGAAAGAAGCAGCUGAGAUCAUCAAGAUGACUAAAAAGGCAUCAGCAAGAUUUGAUUUUGAUGAUUAA